Miscanthus lutarioriparius is the source of this 447-nucleotide messenger RNA. Lineage: Eukaryota; Viridiplantae; Streptophyta; Magnoliopsida; Poales; Poaceae. The record is from the annotation of a GenBank genome assembly.
AUGGGUUCCAUUGGUAAUGGCCGAAGUGACUCGGUGGUCGGCAUCCAGAUGCCACCGGCGGGGGGCAAGAUGGUGCUGGAGCCUGAGGCUCUUCCGGUGACCACAUCUCCGGUGCCAAGAUGGCCACGGCUGGGCGUGGUUAUGGUGGCAACCCGAGCUGCAGCCAUGGUGAUGGCACUGCUCUCGAUGUUGCUAAUGGUCUCCUCCAAGCAGCGAGGCAUUCUCACCAUCUUUGGCAUCGAGAUCCCGCUCUAUGCCAAUUGGUCCUUUUCUUAUUCACUGCAAUUCUUGGUUGCGAUGUCUUCAGCUUCAGCUGCCUACUCGCUGGCACAACUCCUCUUGAUUGCACACAAGGUCAUGAAGAAAGCCCCCAUUGGUCCUUCUCUGGACGCCACGCAUGGCUGCUCUUUGCCGUGGAUCAGAUGUUCAACUUCGAGUUUAGACUAG